AUGAUGUUGCCGCCGAGCUGCAACUACGUGUACGAGACGAUGCUCGAGAACGAGGCCAACGUCAACAACGCGCUGAAGUACUAUCUGAGCAUCGGCAGCCGCUCGGCGGACGCUGUCGUUGCUGCUGGGCUAGCUGACCGGAACGAUACAGUGCUUGUUGCAGCUACAGGAUACGGAAAAAGUGCUGUACUCUACGCCUUCUCAGCGAUUACGAAGCUCACUACGAUACAAAUCGUACCUCUCACGAAGCUGGGCAAGAAUCAGCGCGAUGACAUCGCCCGGGCUGUCGCUUCUUCGAAGCCUGUGUGGAUUGACAGUAAUACAUUCCUCAAGAACCCUAACGUUUGGAAUGAAGUCAAAGCUGGCGAAUACAUUCAUAUGCUUCUAAGCCCCGAACAAGCUAUAAACCCGAAGUUUAAAGCGGUCCUUCGUGAUCCUGACUUCCACAGCAAGCUUGGACUCUUCGCCAUAGACGAACUUCACAUGAUUAACGAAUGGAGAGAGUUCCGGGAGGAAUUUACACACAUAUACACGUUGAGGGCGUUGAUGCCAAGGAGGAUUCCGUUCUUUGGCUCCAAAGUCAUACGCCGGUAUGAUGCAGAUGUGAGCCCUACCGACCAAGAGAUUAUGUUCAAAGACUUCCCGAAUAGAGAUACCGACCGCCGUAUUGUCCUCGCCUCUGUAUCCCUAGGUAUGGGGAUGGACAUACCCGAUGUUGAGCGCGUUAUUCAGUUCGGCAUUCCACCGGGCCAAAGCCUUUCAGAUAUUUGGCAGCGUUUUAGAAGAGCAAUGCGAAAGUGUGAAGGUCAGGGGGAGGCAAUUUUAUUUGCGCCGUACUACCUAUUUGAUCAGCUUGGAACCCUCAAUAAACCACUCCCGAAGCCGAGAGGAAGAGGCCGUCGUCAGCCUCACAUACCGGCUAUACCUAGUCGUCUUCAGAACCAACUACAGCUUAUUGAACGGGAUGACGAUGCCAUGAGCGAGGCCGGCAGUGAGGCAUCUGUUACUUCGCAGGCUAGUGAUGUCUCUCAAGCUGUUAUUCCUGAGCCAGUCGAUGAGGAAUUCAGGGGUUUAUUCGACUACCGUGAGCGGCUAAAAUGGUCCAAACCUGACAUCGUUGCCCGGGAAAAAAUGGAUCAAAAUAUCCUCGGUUUUCUCAGCGCCACAUGCUUCCGGGAUUAUAUACUCAAAUACCUUCAGGAGCCUAUGGAAGCCCCCCAGCUCGAAUACAAGCGCCCAGUCAACAAAGAAUUAUGCUGCAACAGUUGUAACCAAUCCCUUGGUCGAAUCGCUCCGUUGCCCCCUCGCCAACAGGGCGAAAAUAAACCUCAAGCCGGCUCUUUUUCCGGCAUUGCGCUGUAUAAGGCCCGAGGUAAAAAGGAGCUUCCUUUUACUAACUGGGAGGGCCUGGUUACAAAGGUUCCGGCGCUCAACGACUGGGAGCACCAGGACGAACACGGGGAGCAACUAGUGAUGUUUUGUGACGAGCCUGAAUCUGUUGAUAAGAUUCAUGAGAUUUGGGGUGCUCAAAAGAAGAAGAAAGCAGACCUUCGUAUGGCCUCAAGGGCUUCAGAAGCCAGCAUUUCCCCUGAUGCCUCACAUCAAAAUGCGGCUCCGGGUGGGCCAAAAGGGAGCCCCUGA
Molecule: messenger RNA, 1641 nt
Organism: Lasiosphaeria miniovina
Lineage: Eukaryota; Fungi; Ascomycota; Sordariomycetes; Sordariales; Lasiosphaeriaceae
Exons: 7
Coding region: 1-1641 (546 amino acids)
Biological process (GO): double-strand break repair via homologous recombination
Cellular component (GO): nucleus; chromosome; cytoplasm
Molecular function (GO): nucleic acid binding; ATP binding; 3'-5' DNA helicase activity
Source: RefSeq, a predicted model, not a curated record